Molecule: messenger RNA, 2556 nt
Organism: Diospyros lotus (date-plum)
Lineage: Eukaryota; Viridiplantae; Streptophyta; Magnoliopsida; Ericales; Ebenaceae
Exons: 4
Coding region: 335-2119 (594 amino acids)
Molecular function (GO): zinc ion binding
Source: RefSeq, a predicted model, not a curated record
AAUGAAAGGGAGUAUUUUGGUCAUUCAAGCAAGCAAGCAAAAGCGGCGAGUCAACUUCGUGUUCUUGAAGGUAGGGAAGAAGGCCAAUUAGCAGAGACCGUUGGAACAGUUUACAGAGACACAUAUACAACACGCGUAUAAUUCUGUGUCCCUGAAUCUACACUGGAAAUGGCUACUCCGAUUGUUAACGGCAGUUGAGAGAGACUAGCGGAUCGCUGCUGUAUUCGGAGGUUGCGGAAUUUGGGCGAACUGAUAGCCAAUUGAAGCAUCUCUAUUCUGAUCCGACAGUUUUGAUAGAGUCUAAUGCUUUGCAGGCUGGAAGCAUCUAGAAGAAAUGGAUUUUCCUAUAACUGAAGUUGGAGUCAAGCAAGAGAAGUUUGAAGAAGAGAAAGAGGCAGGUCCUUUGUUCCAUUGUCAUCUUUUUGACACACAAAUUGUUCGUAAGAUAGCACAAUUAUUACUCUUCGGGUUGGCCUCGGCAUGUGUAGACAACACCGCAGGUGGUCUCUUCACAAGCCCAGCUUCAGUGGCUAUUGUUAUGAGAAAAGAAAUGGUGGACUAUCUCACACAGAGAAGUGAAACAUUUGUAGCAGAAUCUGUAAUUCUAGAAGGUGGUCAAGAAUCAGAAGUGUUGGACCAUCCUAGUGAUAUAAUUUCUGAUUUUAUUCAUGAUUUUGUGAGUUCAAAGAGGAACAUCUUUAGUCAGGUUUCAAGAUGGCUACUAAGUGAAAGGAGAGAAGAUAGAAUAGAUGAUUUUGUAGAGGAGAUGGAAAUAGAUGGGUUUUGGGUCAUGGAGAGGAGGGAAGCCAUUGCACAAAUUUUGUUUAAGAAUGUCGACUUCAAGAAUGCAUUUCACUGCAAUAUGAAAUACAAGUCUGCCAAAGAGCUUGCUGAGCAUAGCCUACAGUGCAAUUUUAUGACAAUGAGCUGCACAAAUGGAGGGUGUAAGGCAAGAUUUUGUGCAUCUCAGCUGGAGAAACAUGAUUCUCUUUGCCCAUUUAAGAUGCUUCCAUGUGAACAGCAGUGCUCAGGUAGCAUCAUCCGGCGUGAAAUGGAUAAACAUUGUAUGACUGUAUGUCCAAUGAAGCUGGUGAAUUGCUCCUUUUAUGCAGUGGGUUGUCAAUAUAUUAUUCCUCAAUCUACAAUUGAACAGCACUGUAUGGAGAAUGUCCAUUCUCACUUACUCUAUGUUCUCCAAGUCAUCCACAAGAAUGCAUCUAUUGAGGAUCUCAAGAAAAGGGUUGCACAGUUGGAAGAGUCUGCACCUCCUGGACGGUUAGCAAAAGCUCAGGAUGCCAGAAUGUUGAAAUUUGCAAUCAAGGAUCUUGAAGCAGAGCUUGGCCCACUAAAAGUGAACAGCAAGAUUAAAGUCAAUGAAGACCAAACCGAGUCACCAUUUCAAAAAGAUUGUGCAGAGUUGGCCAGCCGAAAAGUACUGUUUGCAGAGUCACCCAGCAAAAAUGAAGAGUUCCAGGAAUCCCCAAACAAAAAAGAAGAGCACAUUGGAAAAGAAGAAUGCUCCAAGUCACUUGCCAAAAAGGAAGAGUGUUCCAAUUUACCACCUAACUUGCUUGGCCUUCUUAAAGAGAAUGCCAAUAUCAAGGUCAGUGAAGGCCUCAGAGAAUCUCCAAAUGAGAAAGAGAUUUCACAGUCAGCCACACAAGAAGAAGGGGAUGUAGAGUCACGUGAAGAAAGAGAAGAAUUCAUGGAAUUGCAUGACAAAAAAGAAGAGCAACUUCAAAAAGAAAAAAGCUUCAAGUCACCAACCAAAAAGGAAGAAUGCUCCAACUCAGCACCUGAUCAUCCUGACCCUCUUAAAGAGAAUGAGAAUGUCAAGGUCUUUGAUGACCACACUGAGUCACCAAGUGAAGGAGAGUGUUCACGUUCAGCCGGUCAAGGGGAAGGCUGUGCAGAGUCACCCGGCAAAAGAGAACACCAUGGGAAAGAAGAGUGCUCCAUAUCACCCACCCAAAAGGAAGAGUGCUCCUACUCACCACCUAAACAGGAAGAGUACAUCAAGUCAGCCGUCAAAAAGGAAGAGUGCAAAGAAUUAGCUACCAGAAAUGAAGGGUGCACGAAAUCCCUCAACAAAACAGAAGACUGUGGAGUCAGAAGCUAAAUAUGAAGCCUGAGCAAAUCUCAAAUUUGAUGGCACAUGUAAUUCAAGAAUUCGAAUGCUAAUUUGAAACACAUCUAUCAUGCAUGGUACGCUAGCAAAGCUUGUCCUCAAAGUCAAGUGAUGAUCCUUCAGUUACUAAAGAGUAGGCACUUCUUUUUGUGAGGAUGGUUCUGUUACUUAUUUUGCAAUUUCAGGGUUUUCAACUUUAUGUUCUUCUUGGUUCUUCCUUUUUCUGUCAGUCCAUACUCUCUUUUAGUUCAUGUAAUGAACACACAUUCAGUGCUAAUUUGGAUGUCAGUGAUGUAGAUUUUACUUGCAUGUGCCUUAUACGGUGUCAAUAAAGGCAGUUUUUUUAUCUUCUUUCUUAUUAGUUUUUUUUUUUUCCUUAAUGUUUAACAUUCUUCAAUAUCUGAAUUGAAUUUCCAAAACUAUAUCUA